CUCGUCACCGUUGAAGCAAAAGAGUUAAAAAAUGUUGUCUUCACAUCCCCCUCAUCCUAGAACCUUCUUCCCCAAAACCAGCAACUCUAUUUGACAGUUGAGUUGACCCAAAAACAAAAUUAAAAAAAACACCAAAUCUCAUCAAAUUAUUCAUUCACCAAAAUCACAAAACUCAAUUCAUUCAUUCAUCAUAAUCAUAAUCAUAAUCAUAAUCAAUCAUAGAUAUGGGUCUUAUUUCCUAUGCCUUAACAGGCACAGGUUUAAUCCUUAUAGGAUCUCUUGAAUCUCUCCGCGGAUCACAAAAAUCAAAACUAAACAAAAACCAAUCAAUCUUUUACAUCACACUCUCAAUUUUCACUUCUUUCGUUACAAUAACUUCAAUAAUCUCUCUUUUCAACGCACACACUUCAAACGACGCCGUUGGGUUAUCACUUCAUCUUCAAACCCUACCAAUUUCAUUACUCUUCCUAAUUUACUCAAUUUUAUCACUUUCACUCCCUUUUCUUCCUUCAAAUUUGCUUAACCUAAUAAUCACAUUCGGUUUCGCUGAAGAAUUUCUCUUGUUUUAUUUGCAAAGAAAAGAUCCUAGUGGUGUUGAGAAUCGUUAUUAUGAUUUAUUGUUAGUUCCUAUUGCUGUUUGUGUUUUUUCUACUGUUCUUGAAUUAGGAUCUUAUGAAUCGAAUGUUCCCAAAUUAGGUCGUGGAAUUGGACUUAUUUUACAGGGUACAUGGUUUAUUCAAAUUGGUUUGUCUUUGUUUUCGUCGAAUUUUGUUGCUGAAGGAUGUAAUUUGCAUUUAGUUAGUAGUGGAAAUUAUAGUUUGAGAUGUAAAGGUCAUCCUGAAUAUCAUAGAGCUAGAGCUAUUGCUACUCUUCAGUUUAAUUGUCAUCUUGCUCUUAUGGUUGUUGUGCUUGUUGGUUUUUAUUCGAUUGUUUGUGGUCGAAAAAUUGGGAAUUCGGUUGUGAGUGAUUCCACGGGGAAUUUGAGGUAUACGCCGCUUGGAGCUGAGAUGCAUUCUUUGGAGAAUUUGGAUGGGAAUUUUACUUUGGAUUCUGAUGACGAAGAGAUUAAAGAUGGUAAUGUAGGGAGCCAGAAGGUAAUGAAUGGAAUCAAUGGUAAUUAAUUCAUCUCAUCAUUGAAAUUAGAAUUUGUUUGUUGUGUUUUAGAUUAUGGUGAAAACAAAGAGGCAAUUUAGUUCAUUUUAUAUAGAAGGAUUUAUGGUUUUUUGUUAUGUUUUUGGGUGUAUCUAUGUAACAUAGCGUUGUGUACUUCGAAUAAAAUAUGUGAUUUCUAGUUGUGUUGUCAAUCGCAGACAAUGGAAAUUAGUUGUUUGUUCAAA
Molecule: messenger RNA, 1337 nt
Organism: Trifolium pratense (red clover)
Lineage: Eukaryota; Viridiplantae; Streptophyta; Magnoliopsida; Fabales; Fabaceae
Product: transmembrane protein 45B
Exons: 1
Coding region: 225-1121 (298 amino acids)
Source: RefSeq, a predicted model, not a curated record